Messenger RNA from Myxocyprinus asiaticus (Chinese sucker), 2403 nucleotides. It is a transcript of the gene dcaf7, whose product is annotated as ddb1 and cul4 associated factor 7. The transcript is spliced from 7 exons. The record is from RefSeq and is a predicted model, not a curated record. Gene Ontology annotation, molecular function: protein binding. Gene Ontology annotation, cellular component: nucleus. Lineage: Eukaryota; Metazoa; Chordata; Actinopteri; Cypriniformes; Catostomidae. Bases 364 to 1395 code for a protein of 343 amino acids.
UUCACACAUUCUCAGAUCAAAUGCACUGUCGAGUGGUCGGGCCUAUUUAAGGCUUUCUAAAGUUAGAAUUAAACCCGUUGGGGCAAAGCAAAACAUGGGCUUGUAGUUACAUAGAACGUUAAACAUUUUCGAGUGAUCUGUGAAUCCAUCCUCACGUUGAUUUAGUCUCGCAGCAGAGCGCAUAUCGUCGGAUUCGCGGCCGUUGCGGAGGGAUUGUUAUGACAUUCUCUUUGUCUCAAGCUGCACAAACCUGAGAGCAUAUUUCGUUCCGAAAGAGGCUCUUUCAGCGUUCCGUGCAAAACGAGUUAUUUUUAACGACAUAAUUCUUUCUCGUUCCUACCGACCUGAGCAAGGCACUGAAACAUGUCGUUGCACGGCAAACGAAAAGAGAUUUACAAGUACGAGGCGCCAUGGACGGUUUAUGCCAUGAACUGGAGCGUCCGACCCGACAAACGCUUUCGACUUGCGCUCGGCAGCUUCGUCGAAGAAUAUAACAACAAGGUCCAGCUGGUUGGUCUUGAGGAGGAGAGCUCUGAGUUCGUAUGCAGGAACACCUUCGAUCACCCGUAUCCCACCACCAAGAUCAUGUGGAUCCCUGACACCAAGGGUGUCUAUCCAGACCUGCUGGCCACCAGUGGAGAUUACCUACGCAUAUGGAGGGUGAAUGACACGGAGACCCGUCUAGAAUGCCUCCUGAAUAAUAACAAGAACUCAGAUUUCUGCGCACCUCUGACCUCUUUUGACUGGAAUGAAGUGGACCCCAACCUUCUGGGCACCUCCAGUAUUGACACCACCUGCACAAUCUGGGGUUUAGAGACAGGACAGGUUCUGGGAAGAGUCAAUCUGGUGUCAGGCCACGUCAAAACACAGCUAAUUGCUCAUGACAAAGAGGUGUAUGACAUCGCAUUCAGCCGUGCGGGUGGUGGACGGGAUAUGUUUGCGUCUGUGGGGGCAGACGGUUCUGUGCGCAUGUUUGAUCUACGGCACCUGGAGCACAGCACCAUCAUCUACGAGGACCCUCAACAUCACCCGCUGCUGCGCCUCUGCUGGAACAAACAGGACCCCAACUACUUGGCCACCAUGGCCAUGGACGGCAUGGAGGUGGUGAUUCUGGAUGUACGUGUGCCGUGCACACCAGUGGCUCGGCUCAAUAAUCAUCGUGCCUGUGUAAAUGGCAUCGCAUGGGCGCCCCACUCCUCCUGCCACAUAUGUACAGCAGUAGCGGACGAUCACCAGGCUCUGAUCUGGGACAUUCAGCAGAUGCCACGGGCCAUCGAGGACCCCAUCCUGGCCUACACAGCUGAGGGAGAGAUCAACAAUGUGCAGUGGGCCUCCACUCAGCCCGACUGGAUCGCCAUCUGCUACAACAACUGUCUGGAGAUCCUGCGGGUGUAGUGCUGAUGCUGAAAGCGCCCCUGUGCUUCCUGUGUGCCGAGCUCAGGGCUGAUAGCUGAAGAAGUCUUGAAGAGCAGCAGAGACUUGUUUUCUAACGUUCCUGAGGUCUAUAGGUUUCAACGGGGAGAGGACAUGACUGGGCCUAUGGGAACAAUAGUCUGAACAAUGUGUGUGAAUCUUUUGUCCGAGAGAAUGAGGCAGUGUGAAUGAGUAUCUAUUUCUGCACAAUAUAUCAAAAUGGUCUGUUUUCCUACUUGCUGAUGCCCCAGAGUCCUCAUAUUGUGAUCUUAAAUAAAACUUUAAUUUACCAUAAUUGUAUGGCAAUUUAUGUUGGGAGAAAUAAUAUGUUUAUUGUUUAUUCUGUUUCACAGGUCCUUUAACCUGCAGAUUAUUAGAUCUCUAAAUUUCCAUCAAGCAUAAAUGUAUUUCCAUUUUUCUUCAUUUCAGGAAGGUGCCAUUGUUUUGGGUUGAACUGUUAACUGUUACAGAGAAAAAAUGUAUGAUGAUAUAAGCACGGCAAAACCUUCAUAAUUUGCUCCUCAGUCCCUCAGGUACUGAAUCACAUUAGCAGUUAGUCUUUGAGAAAAUGUCUAAUUCAUUUGAAGAUAUAUUACUGCUCAGUAACUGUGAGAAGAGCCCCUCUUAUAUUUCCCCAUGUUAUUUUUAGAAAAAAGUUUGUUCCCUUUCAGCAUGCUUGUGCUCAAAGUUAAAUGUGUACUGUAUACAUAUAUAAAUAUUAUAUACAAGGUAGGACAAAAGUGUCACUUCUCCAGAAUAAUUUUGCAUUGCAAGUCAUUUGGUCUGUCCAUAAAUUCUGUUGUUAUGCAAUUAUGAUGUAGUAGUAAUGCCACUAUUUUGGGUCAAGACUGAAAUCAAAAGUGAAUUUGCAAGGCUGUGUGAGGUACACAUCCUCAACUCGCACUCUUAGAUGGAGUGUUUAUAUAAGUCAUUCAGUGUGUGUCCAGCCAUAAUGUUUUUUCUAUUAAUAAACUCUUGUUCUUUCAUAAA